Molecule: messenger RNA, 1189 nt
Organism: Phoenix dactylifera (date palm)
Lineage: Eukaryota; Viridiplantae; Streptophyta; Magnoliopsida; Arecales; Arecaceae
Product: abscisic acid receptor PYL4-like
Biological process (GO): abscisic acid-activated signaling pathway
Cellular component (GO): cytoplasm; nucleus
Molecular function (GO): abscisic acid binding; protein phosphatase inhibitor activity; signaling receptor activity
Source: RefSeq, a predicted model, not a curated record
CCUUUCCCAACUCACCCAAUAACCAUCUCUCUCUUUAGAACUGCUGAGUGAUGCCUUGCACUCCUCCGAAGUCCUCCGUCCAACGCCAAAGGCUCAGCACGACAGCCGGCGUCGGGGCCAUAAACGGGAACGGCAUGACCCAGGGGCCGAUAGCCGGCGGCAAGGUGGCGGCGGAGGAACGAUGCACGGCGCACGCGGUGCCCGAGGAGGUGGCGCGGCACCACGAGCACGCGCUGGGGCCGCAUCAGUGCUGCUCGGCCGUGGUCCAGACCAUCGCCGCACCCGUGCCGACGGUGUGGUCGGUGGUCCGCCGCUUCGACAAGCCACAGACCUACAAGCACUUCGUCAAGAGCUGCCACGUCCUCGUCGGCGACGGCGACGUCGGCACCCUCCGCGAGGUCCGGGUGGUCUCCGGCCUACCGGCGGUGACCAGCACCGAGCGUCUCGAGAUCCUCGACGACGAGCGCCACGUGCUCAGCUUCCGGGUCGUCGGCGGCGAGCACCGGCUGGCCAACUACCGGUCGGUGACCACCCUCCACGAGGCCGCCGCUGGCGGCGGGGGGACGGUGGUGGUGGAAUCGUACGUGGUGGACGUGCCGGCCGGGAACACGAGGGAGGACACGCGGGUCUUCGUCGACACCAUCGUCAAGUGCAACCUCCAGUCGCUCGCGCGCACGGCCGAGAACCUCGCCCGGCGCGGCGGCGCCGUCGCGAGAGCAGACCCGUAAUUAGGUGCUGGAACGGGGGGCCUUUUCUUGCGAGCUCUAUGGUUUGUCUCUUUUUUUCCUCCCCCCCUGGGUUCCUCCCCCUCGGCGUGGAGGCUAUCGCGCCCGCCCACCCACUUGAAGCGAAACGACGAUUUCGUCGUACCGCGUAGCACCAGCCUCAGCUCUCUUCUUUUUCUUCUUUUCCCCUUUUCUUUCUUUUGUUUUCGUUUCCUCCCCCUCCCCCUUUUUUUAGGAUAAAUACAAGUAUUACAGACCAUUGUGAAUAGGGUCCCCCCUCCCUUCUCUCUCUUUCUCUGUGUGUGUAUGAGAUUUGUUCAUACUCAGCUUUUAAAGCAAGGUUUAUCUUUUUGAUAAAAUGUGUGAUCCAAGGCGCUAUUUGCAAUGGAUGGUGUAUUUGAUUAUUAGAGUCUUUUUUUUUUGUAUUAAGAUUUGAAAUAAGAGUGACAUUCUUACCAUGAUUU